CUUUUAAUAGUAACAAUCAUUUUUGUACAAUAAAAAUAAUUCCCAUAAUUUCUUGUACUAGUAGUUAUCUCCCAUUUUACCUCUCUUCACACUUUUCCCAUUUCUUCUCCUCUCUUUCUCUUCCUUCCGCCAUGGAUGAAACCUUCAGCCCAUUUCACGUCCCACAACAAAGCAGAAGACUCAAACUACGCUACCAUCAAAAUGACGACGUUGAGAUCGUUGUCCCAAACCACCAUUUUCUUUCUCCCCUUCAACUUCAACCUACUUCUUCAUCUUCCUCUGUUGAUCCAUUAAUGGCAUCCACUAACUUAUCACUCUCAUCUUCUACUCAUACCCGCCCGUAUCUUCCUUCCCCUAUGGGUCCUUUUACGGGCUAUGCUUCUAUUUUGGGCCGAUCUCGGUUUCUCAGGCCAGCACAAGAACUUCUUGAAGAAUUCUCGCGUGCUAGCGGUGUUUCAUUAGAGAAACAAAGUAAUUAUAAUGUUCUAGAAGGUUCUGGAAUUCUGUUUAGUGAUGAUGAUGAUGAUGUUUCGCUUCGGUGUAGUAACCCUAACCUAGUUUCCAUGCUUCAUGAGGUGUACAAAAGAUAUAAACUGUACUGCCAACAAAUGCAAUCAGCUGUUACAUCAUUUGAAUCUGUGGCUGGCCUUGGAAAUGCUACCCCAUUUUUAUGCUAUGCUGUUAAAGCCAUGUUUAGACAUUUUCAAUGCUUGAAAAAUGCCAUUCUGGAUCAUAUUCGUGCUACAAGUAAAGCGUUUACUAGUGUAGACACUAGGAAAGAUCGUACAUCAGGUUCGUGUUCAGAUGACAAAGGCUCAGCUUCUAACUUUCUUCAACAUCCUGUGUGGCGAUCUCAAAGAGGAUUUCCUGAUAAAGCUGUUGCUGUUCUUAGGAAUUGGCUUUUCGAACACUUUUUACACCCUUAUCCUAGUGAUACUGAUAAGCAUAUGUUGGCGCAGAAAACUGGCCUGUCAAGAAGUCAGGUAUCUAAUUGGUUUACUAACGCGAGAGUUAGGCUAUGGAAGCCAAUGGUGGAAGAAAUGCAUGCACUCGAGAAAAAAACUCAAUGCUCGAAAGCAGCAGAAGAUUCUCAAAACUUCUUCGAUUUGUCAUCGAACCAACAAAUGUCUUUACAUCCUCAGCUACCCGAGAAGGAUUUUCAGAUAACGUACUCACAUAGAGAAGAUCAGGAUAACACUACUAGUCAAUGUAAGCGUAGUAGAAUAGAAGCUUUCCCUAGUCGAAUGGAGCAUGGCAAGCAAGAAUUCAGCCUGCUUUGCAACCAUCUUCCUAGCAACCAAGUCCUCGAUGUUGGGGCAAGCCAAACUGAUGUGCGAUUGAGCCAUUCUUCAUUAGCCAACAACCAAGAUAAUACACCUGGUUUAAGCUGGUCUUCUCAUGGGCAGAUAGUCCCAUUUUGGCUUGCCAAACAAUGAUCAAUAACUUUUUAAAGUAUUUGUUCAGAUUUGUCUAGGAAAUUGGUGCAAUAACUUUUGAAAUGUAGCUUAUGGAAUGGAGGAAAAGCAAGCUUUUGCUAGAGGAAUUAGAUGACUUUACCUUGAGCAAUGUAGAAUGUAUGCCAUAGAUUUGUAUUUAGUAUGCCCUUCUUUCUUUACUAAUGGAAAUGGAACUUGUAAUUUGACUUCUCUUUUUAUGUGAAAUAUUUGGGAAGAUAUCUUAGAGGAUAAAAAAUGUUGGUAGCACCGGAUCUUGUUCUCAGUUGGAGUAACUACAAUAAUUUUCAGGUAAUGUCCUGAAUUUGAUUCUUAUUAAGCUCUCUCUUUCCUUCGAUUUACCUUGUAAUUAAAUAAAAAAAUAUUUAUAGUAUUUCAAUGCAACUUAGUAACGUUGCACAAAAUUGAUUACACAAUGAAGUUUUAAA
This is a messenger RNA of Amaranthus tricolor (Joseph's coat), 1882 nucleotides long. RefSeq names its product BEL1-like homeodomain protein 9. Gene Ontology annotation, biological process: regulation of transcription by RNA polymerase II. The coding region runs from base 132 to 1436 and encodes 434 amino acids. The record is from RefSeq and is a predicted model, not a curated record. The transcript is spliced from 4 exons. Gene Ontology annotation, molecular function: RNA polymerase II cis-regulatory region sequence-specific DNA binding; DNA-binding transcription factor activity, RNA polymerase II-specific. Lineage: Eukaryota; Viridiplantae; Streptophyta; Magnoliopsida; Caryophyllales; Amaranthaceae.